Phalacrocorax carbo (great cormorant) is the source of this 4849-nucleotide messenger RNA. Lineage: Eukaryota; Metazoa; Chordata; Aves; Suliformes; Phalacrocoracidae. The record is from RefSeq and is a predicted model, not a curated record.
GGAGGGGGGGGGGGGAGGGAGACUGCCGCCACUGGCGGUGGGAGGCAGGGCGGCCGCUGCUACGGAAGCGGACGGGGCCGACAAUGGUGAAUUCUAAGGAAGAAGCAGCGGGUGUGUUGAGCCUCUUCUGACUGAGGACUGAAAAUGCCAGCAGUUGAAAGUGAGGCAAAGGCAAAAACCAAAGUCCGCUUUGAGGAAAUCUUCAGACAUCAUGCUGGCCUAACGGACACGAAAAAAUCAAAGAAAAAUAAGUUUCAUUCUGAAGAGAAUAUUGUGCUUGACACCUUUAGAAGUAAUAUUGAUCUAGCUAAGGAAAGUGUGAAUGAUGAAGCAAUUAUAAACAACACAUAUAACCCUGAAGAAGAAAGUCCCCGAUUUACAAAAAAUAAACUGAGAGAGAAAGCCUCAAUUGCAGAGAAAAUAAACAAUGAUAUUGUUAGUGGAGAGGAGAACAAGCAACCACAGUCUAACAAGAAGAAAAAGAAAUCACUGUUACAAGAACAAUUUAAUGAGGAAGAAAAUUUAUGUGAAGGUAAAUUGGAGAGUUUUGAGAAAAAGAUUAAUGAUUUUCCAAAGAAGAAAACAAAAAGUAAAUCACAAACAGAUGUACCUCAUCAAGAAGGUAGUAGAAAGAUUAAAAAUUCCUUGACUGAAGUGAGAAAUGUAACUGAAUUAGAAGAGGAAGAAGAGCUAAUUCGAGCCUAUCAGCUGCAUGUGGCUGAGGAUGAGGCAAAUGCAAUUAAAAAGAAAAUAAGAAUGAAACUUAAAGAACAGAUGUCUGAAUUUACCUCCAGCGUUCAAAGCCAUGAAGUUGUAUUGAACAAUGAAGUGGGCAAAAAGAAGAAAAAGAAGAAAGAAAUAGCAGGUUUAAGUGAAGCUGAAACAAGUGCAAUGUCCCUUUCUGAGCUACAGCAUCAUCCAGCAGAAGAUGGCGAUGGCAAUGAAAAUCAGUCAUUGGAAAGACUAGUUACAUCAGAAGGACAGAAACUGGAGGAAAGCGUGGAAAAACAGAAACCUAAAGCAAAGAAGGUUAAAAAGAAAACCAGAAAAGAAGGAAACACAGAAGUUGCUGCAGAAAAUGAUGAAGAAAUGAAUUCAGAUACUUCAGUGCAGUCUAAAUUUGGUUUUGAUGAUGAUCUUGUGUUGGGAGUUUAUAUCCAUCGAUCUGAUCGACUUAAAACUGAUCUCCUGGUUUCUCAUCCCAUGGUUAAAAUCCAUGUUGUUGAUCAGAGGAGUGGCUUAUAUGUCAAGAAGGAUCAUAGCAAGAGGAAAGUUUCUUCUUAUUAUGAACAAGAACAAAUAGAGCAUGUUCUUCCUAUUAUGACACAACCAUAUGACUUCAGACAGUCUAAAUCAGCAAUUCCAGAAUGGGAAGAGCAAGUCAUAUUUAAUGAGCGUUUUAGUUACUUUAUUCAAAAUACUGAAGAAAGCCCCCGGGUAAUCCUGUUUUUUGAGAUCCUUGAUUUUCUAAGUAUGGGUGAAGUGAGAGCCAACUCUGUACAAACUCAGGAAUGUGGUUUCCGAAAAAUUUGUUGGGCAUUUCUAAAGCUUGUAGGUGCAAAUGGAGUUCGAAACAUUGAUGGAAAACUCCGCCUGCAAUUAUAUUACCCACCUCCAAGGACCAAGUCACAUUCGAAUGUUGUUGAGAUUUAUGACUGGUGGGCAAAAUGUCCUAGAAAUCGUUAUCCAUCAACUUUAUAUGUAACCAUAAGAGGCAUAAAACUGCCAGAUCAUGUUGCUCCUUCUUUCCGCUCUAUGAUAGCUGUUCAGCAGGAACAAAGCAGUGCAACACUGCGUGAGCUCCAGAGAGAGGGAUCUAAAAAAUCAUGUGAACCCUUUCCAGAGGAGAAAAAGGAGCCGUUUAAAUGGACAAGAUUGCCUGGACAGGUUUGCCGCAUACCGAACAAGCAUCUGUUUUCACUGCGAGGUGGAGAUAUGGGCUGUUUCUGUAUUCGUUUCUCUCAUGAUGGAAAAACACUGGCAGCAGCAUGUGCAGGAAGGAAUGGCUAUCCCAUUGUUUUGUAUGAAAUUCCUUCUGGACGGUUCCUGAGAGAAUUUUAUGGUCAUCUUAACAUAGUGUAUGAUCUUUGUUGGUCAAAAGACAAUCAAUACCUUCUUACUUCAUCCUCUGAUGGCACUGUCAGAAUGUGGAAAAUAGAAAUGCAGGCAGCAUCUGCAGUGAGAGUUUUCCCUCAUCCUUCAUUUGUUUACACUGCAAAGUACCACCCAACUGCUGACUUGUUGGUCGUGACAGGAUGUUAUGACUCGGUGAUUAGAAUCUGGAAUGCAAAUGUGAGAGAAAUCCAUGGGCAACUGCUACAGGAGCUUAAUGGUCACAGAAGUUUCAUCAACACACUUUGUUUUGAUGCAGAAGGGCUCCACAUGUUCUCAGGAGAUAGUUCAGGACUGAUAAUAGUUUGGGAUGCAUCUGUCAAAAGUAGUUCUCAAAACGUGUUUCAACACUGGAGGAUUAAUAAGGAAAUAAAAGAAAAUGAUAUUAAAGGAACACCAAUAAAUCAUUUGGAGGUGCAUCCAAAUGGAAGGCGUUUAUUAAUCCACACCAAAGACAGUACUCUGAGAAUCAUGGAUCUCAGAAUCUUGGCUACAAAGAAAUACAUAGGUGCCACAAAUUACAGAGAAAAGAUUCACAGCACCUUAACACCAUGUGGCACAUUCCUGUUUUCUGGAAGUGAAGAUGGAAAGGCUUAUGUUUGGAAUCCAGAAACAGGAGAUCAGGUGGCCAUAUAUUCUGAACUCCCCUUCACAUCUCCACUUCGUGAUGUUGCCUUUCAUCCACAUGAACACAUGGUGUCAUUUUGUGCCUUUGGUCAAAACCACCCAAUACUUGUAUAUGUCUAUGAUUAUAAAGUUGCACAACAGGAAGCUGAGCUCAUAAAAGAUGUCAGUUCAUCACUUACCACAGCUGCGCCAAGAGGGCCACAGUUCUUUAGCAGUUCUUCUGAAAUUCCUGUACAAAAAAGUUCAGUGAUGUCUCCAGCAGAUCAGUUUGUCAGUGUUGCAAGAGCAUCAAUGAGAACGCAGAAGGUGAAACAAAAACUUGAUUCUGUUAUGGCAAGCUCAAAUCUCUUGCUUCCUGCACCGUCGUUGCUGUCACCACACUCCAAGCUAAGACUGCCAGGCACUCUGAGCUCUCCACUGAAUCCCCAGUAUUCUUUCACUGCUGAAAGUGGGUGUUUCAGCCCAGUAGGAAAUCCUCUUAGCCGAACACUAUUGGGUACACUACAGACGAACGAUGACUGCCUGACUGCACUAGGGGUGAGAGGAGGGAGCAAUUGUCCACUCAGGCAAGAGACAGUAGUGGCUCUUUAUGACUACACAGCGCAUCGAUCAGAUGAGCUAACCAUCCAUCGCAGUGACAUUAUCCAAGUGUUAUACAAAGAUAAUGAUAACUGGUGGUUUGGCAGCCUAGCAAAUGGACAGCAAGGCUAUUUUCCAGCUAAUUAUGUGGCUGGUGAAAAAGAAUAUGAAGAACAACCUUCAGGAUUAGUUCCAGAUUCUGCUCCUCUCCUACCUGAAGGACCAAGAGAAGCAGAGGAAGGUUCUCCAACACUACAUAAGGUGUCACCAGUAAUCAGUAAGUCAGGGGACCUAAAAUUUAGCUCCGAGCGUGACACAGAUAGAGGAUCAUCUGCAACACAAGGUGCAAAGAAAAAGAAGAAAAGGAUACAGAAGACCGAGAUAGAAAAUCAGCACAACUUAAUGCCUCUCGAUACUCCUGUAUCAUCAGUUACAGCUAACGGUGUUGAAAACGAACCUACAGCCCAUGGGGAAUUGAAGAAGAAGAAAAAGGCAGUGAGAGGCUCAAACUUCAGCACAAAUGGAAAGACAAAUAUUGCCUUUGAGCCUGAAUGCUAUGAUGUGUAGUCAUAAUUUAAUUCUAAUUACUGGUAUGAUACUCGGUAUACAUGUUGAAAGCUGCAACUACAAUCUUACUUCUAGGAUUAAGAAGAAACAAAGAAGUUGAAAUACUCAAAAAAGCAAAAUGGCGCCAGUUGUGACUUAACAAUGGCGUAAACCUGUUCUGGAAGACUUCUGCCCUGGGUUCCAUGAAAUCAACAGAACUUGAAUGUUCAGCUCCUCACUGGACUGAUAAAAUCUGAAACAGGCUUUCAUAUUUCAUGAGAACCCCACUGCCAAAUACAAUGUUAACCAAUUUAAUAUCUGAUUACACCUCCACUUAGCCUGAACAGGCAUUUCUGUAGACGGCAGAUCGAUCCAUUGGGAGCAGAGAAUCAAGUGAAAGUGUGAUCUAGAGCAACACUGGCCCAACCACUACAUAAAUUAUUAAAUUAGCAUUUUUAAAUGUGCUCUAAGUAAGAUGGAGGAUUGAGCAGAAUGGUUAAAUUUCAAAGGAACACUGACAUUACAGCGUACCUGAAAACACAAGCUUUUUAAAAUUUUUUUACUGACAUCAAAUAUUCUUGGACUUGCAUUUUGCAGCUCUGAAGUGAAUGCUGAGUAACUACCUAUGCAACUACACUGUCUUCAGUGGGACUACUCAUGCUUACCAAUGUAAACAAGUAAUGCAAAUUCCAGGCAGUUAUAUUUUUCAAAUGAGGUUUUCUGCACAUAAUAAAGGUGCAUUGCAGUUUUGUCAGAGAUCCUGGCCGCUUUGGCAGCAGUCUCGCCAAAUAUACUUUUUUUUGUCUGAAUGAAAUAUUUCAUAUCCAACUGUGCUGUUUGUUUUACUUGUAGACCUUGUUCACUUGUUAGUGUCAUUAAUCUAUUUUUUUACUUGCGUAUUAUGUUGUGAACUUUUACUAAUGACUUCACUAAAUUAUCUACAGUGCUAAAUAAUUUUUUAUAUUAAAGGAAACACUUUCUAUCA